UUGGGUAUGCUGCAAGGAGAUCGCAAACCCGAAUGUAGUAGUUGUGUGACGAGACUGUCAACCCGCCGCACGUUGUACCUGGCAAAAAGGGAACAAGUUCCCCACCCUACCUCGACGAUCCUGGUCUGCACCGAUAUAUACCUGGCGUUCCGGCGCCCAUCUCUGUAUCGGCCCGGUCUCUUCUACUCUCUCUCUUCGUCGUCGUCAGAUCUUCGCGAUCUAUUCAAUGGCCGAUAUUAUUGUCUUUCCUAGCCUCUUAAUCCGGUGAAUUGGGGAGUCUGGUAUUCCCCAUCGCGUGAUAAGGCUUCAUUCGUUCCAAUUCCUUCCAUAAUACUUUCUCACAGUAACCAUACGUAAAAAAUAUAUCCAUCAAUCCUAACUCAUGUAGCACGAGAAGGUAGUUCAGUCGAAAAUAAGGGCGACUCAAAGUUUUGUGAGAUUCAAGCAUUCUCACACGCUUAAGGACCGGACUCGGUUGGUGCAGUAGGCAUUAGACGUCCGACAUCAGUAAACGCGUCGAUACCAUUCAUCUAUCAACCCUAACCAUGGCUCCCGAAGUCACGUCAGCCAUGGCUGGGGCAACAAGGACGCUUUCCGAGCUAGCGAAACGAAUAUACAUCCCAUUGACAGCAACAAGCCCACCAGGCCUGGUAGAAGCGAACACAGUCGAUCCAUGGAGUCAAUCGGGGAAAUAUGGUUUGGGGUGGACAUAUUUCAGUUUGGCGUUGAUGGGAUUGGUGUUGCUGGUACGAAUAUGGCAUUGGUGGCAAGACAAGAUCAGACAGGCAAUAUAUAAGCAGGAGGUGGAACAACACUAUCGGGAUUUGUACACCCUCGAUCCCGAAUACGCGUUGGCAACAGGCAUGCACACUGGCCAAACUGGAAGACAAUUCUUUCCCGAAGAAGGCGCCGGAGGAGAGAAGAAAGACUUCAAGCCAAAAUCCGAUUUCUCUGCCGUUGGCCCAAUUUUGGAUGCGCUCGCGUUAUUCAGAUGGGUAUUUUACCGACCGAUACCAGAUAUCGUAUGGCGAAAACACCGAUUCACAUUUUCAUCGCUUGCUGUGUUGACGGUCGGUUUCGUCGCAUUGGCGUUCGUGUCGAUAUAUGUCUUCCUUAAGCAACCCCUAUAUUGGGAUAGCAUCCAAUAUGGUUCACCUCCGGUAGCGAUCCGAGCGGGUAUGAUAGCCGUUGCCAUGACCCCUUGGAUUGUUGCGACGAGCAUGAAGGCCAAUUUGCUCACACUCAUCACGGGAAUCGGACCUGAGCGACUUAACGUGUUCCACCGAUGGGCAGGUUAUCUCUGCCUUUUCCUCGUCCUCGUUCAUACUAUCCCGUUUUAUAUCCAGCCGGUGUGGGACGACGGUGGUAUGGCUGUUUUUUCUAAGUUGUUUCCCCAAGGAAGUGGUGUUAUCUAUGGCACUGGUAUCGCGUGCCUAGUACCUCUGAUUUGGUUAUGUGUUGCUUCCCUCCCUUUUAUUCGCAGGAUGGCGUAUGAAGUCUUCGUCACGCUUCACGUGCCCGUUGGGUUCGUGUACCUCGGUUGCCUCUUCUGGCACACCAAAAACUAUCUGGCAUCAUGGGAUUAUCUAUAUGCCACGAUAGCUAUUUGGGUACUCUGCUAUUUUCUCCGAAUUUUCAAGCUCAAUUGGGUUAAGCCAUGGCGAAUGUCGUUCUUGGUAGGAGACGAAGCGGCAAUCACCCUCAUGACUGAAAAUGCCAUAAAAAUCACAAUCCCCACACAAAUGAAGUGGACACCUGGGCAGUAUGUAUAUCUGCGAAUGCCUGGUAUCUCAUUUUUCGACAACCAUCCGUUCACCAUCUCGUCACUCUGUAGCGAGGAUUUCCCAUCAGAAUAUGGCGAGCAGUAUAGGGACUGCACUCUAGUAUUCAAGCCGUACGGUGGAUUCACUCGACGAGUUCUUGAGACAGCUAUUGAGAAAGGACCAUUCCACACAUAUCGGGCAUAUCUCGACGGGCCAUAUGGUGGUAUGCGUCGUGAACUCGCCGCGUUCGACACAUGUAUCUUGAUUGCUGGUGGGAGUGGUGUGACAGCGUUGAUGUCGCAGCUAUUAAACUUGAUCAAACGAAUGCGCGAUGGCAAGGCUAUCACUAAGAAGGUGGUUGUUGUAUGGGCCCUGAAGCGACUCGAGGCGAUGGAUUGGUUUCGAGAAGAGCUACGUAUUUGCCGAGAUUCCGCACCACCAGAGAGCGUGACUUGCAAGUUCUUCGUUACUGCUGCUAAGAGACAGUCUCAUAUGCCAGCCCCCCGAGAACGAGGACCGCGGCCACUCAGUAAUAUGUUCCACGACAAAUUGGAUGGUUUCGUAACAAACGUUGCCGCAAAACGUAAUUCCCAAUUAAUCCGGGAUGAAGCGCAAGGCAAUGUAGAUUACGAGCGCCAGCUGCGAGCAGAGGACGAGGACAGAAUCACCGCCCUUCCUCAACAGAAGUACCUGCAACCGCAUCAUAUACCACCACAAGGCCCGCCACCUUCGAAUCGCUUGUCGGCUCAAGAGGAGUCGCUCCGUAGGCUCGAAGGUCGAGAUCAAAGUGAUACCGAAGAUCGCGAACAAGCAGUUGUCCCGGACACAACGAAUGGUUAUCCUGAAGAUAAGCCGAAACGAGAAUUCCAUUUUCCACCACUCCACACACGACCCGAACAACAACCGCAUUUCAACUUGGCACCUCCAUCACCACGAAGGGUUCCUCCUAAUGCUGAAGAUGCCCAAGAUGGCUCUCAAGAGAACGUGAUCAGGCCACCCGAGUUCGCUCAUCUCUGUACAACAAAUUUGCCAAACCAACAACCAAGUGGAAGACCUACAUCGACAUUUGGUCCACCUUCAGGUUUCGAUUUUGGAUUCCCAGAGACGCCGACCGAGUUUCAAAAGAGUCUUAUGCGCUUCGCAUUUCCCGUGCCGCAUCAGAUUGACGGAGGUUGGAGUGUUGAGUAUGGUCGCCCGGACCUUGGGUACAUGUUACGGGAAUGGACGAUGGGUGGUCCAGAUGGCCGUGGUAUCUUGGGUAGGAGAACAGCGGUGUUUGUCUGUGGGCCGCCAAGCAUGCGUGUCGGUGUCGCCAACACGGUCGCAAGGUUACAAGCAGAGAUCUGGGGUGAUCCUCAACUAGAGGAGAUCUUCUUACAUACCGAGAAUUAUGCACUAUAAAUUAAAUCGGGGAGUAUUAUAAAGAAAAAGAAGUUGUAUAUAUGUAAAUUCGGUAUGUGGGGGACAUGCGACGAAAUGAUGCAAAAAUAUGACGAUGGGCGGCGUUUUGGGACGGAAGAUACCACUACUAAUUCGGGCGCAUAUACCAAACCUCGGAUGGUGUUCCAGGUGUGUACCUAUUAUAUAUAAAUGGAUGGUCGAAGGGAUUGACGAUACUUCCUUGGUGUUCGCAUCGAACUCAAGGACACAAAUAUUUCUUACAGUUGCUUAACCUAAUUAAUUCCAAUGAGCGAUAUUACCACUCAAGCC
This is a messenger RNA of Hypoxylon trugodes, 3473 nucleotides long. RefSeq names its product ferric reductase like transmembrane component. NCBI's taxonomy places the organism in Eukaryota, Fungi, Ascomycota, Sordariomycetes, Xylariales, Hypoxylaceae. Gene Ontology annotation, biological process: copper ion import; iron ion transport; intracellular iron ion homeostasis. The record is from RefSeq and is a predicted model, not a curated record. Gene Ontology annotation, cellular component: plasma membrane. Gene Ontology annotation, molecular function: ferric-chelate reductase activity. Bases 546 to 3164 code for a protein of 872 amino acids. The transcript has a single exon.